Messenger RNA from Lotus japonicus, 1171 nucleotides. RefSeq lists its product as uncharacterized. The coding region runs from base 264 to 812 and encodes 182 amino acids. The record is from RefSeq and is a predicted model, not a curated record. NCBI's taxonomy places the organism in Eukaryota, Viridiplantae, Streptophyta, Magnoliopsida, Fabales, Fabaceae. Gene Ontology annotation, cellular component: glycosylphosphatidylinositol-N-acetylglucosaminyltransferase (GPI-GnT) complex. Gene Ontology annotation, biological process: GPI anchor biosynthetic process. The transcript is spliced from 7 exons.
AACUCCUCUCUCACGCACUCAUCACGUCAGAUCUCUCUCACGCUCUUCACUCUCAUUCUCUGAUUUCUCUCAGUCUCUCACGAUACACCACAACUCCACAAGCACUCUCACCCAUCAACGUGCACCACCACCGGCCACCACCACGCCGGCCGCCGCACCACCACUGUCCAGCCGUGCCUCUGGCUCUGCGGUUCUACAGGCUACUGCUAUAAGUGGAUACACUAGCAACUCUGCUUCUGCCAAGAAGUGCAGAAAGAAGAAGGAUGGUCAAUUUCUCAAUAAGUAAUGCUAGAUAUACUUAUGAGCAUGAUCAGAAAUAUCCUUCUGAAUAUGCUGAUAUACAUCAUAUAGUUCUGAGGAGUAGUGCAAAAUAUUUUUUUGUGUAUGCCCUAGCACUUCUUGUAUUAGCAUGUGCCUGCUAUCUAUAUGUUCUUAAGGAACAAUCAAUUAGUCUUGUGUAUUUCAGCUUGCUUUUUGACAUAUUUCUCGUCAAGUUGUUACUUCCCAAGCCUGUUAAGAAAGAGUCUGUUAUAAUUAUACCAGCUUUUGGGGUACAGCUUGAGACUCAGUAUGUGAGUGGAAAGGUCACCCGGUGCUUUGUUCCCAUUGACAAGAUUCUGAAACCUGUUCUUGUAGAAUGUGUGACUCCAGUGACUUGUUACUGGACUCUGUCCUUGAUUGUUCGUGGGGAAUCGGAAGUCGUGUUGGUUUUCAAGAACUUCCGACCACCGGUGAAAAUGCUAGUCCAUGUCUGGAAGGCCCUUCGUGUGGCCACUGAUUGUAAAGAAGAAACUUGUGCACCUGCACCGUGAAUGAUGAACAUCUAUGGUUAUGCCGAUUCUCGACGCCUUUGAUAUGAUCUGAAGUUUGGGGUGUUUUCUUCAAUGGCGUGAUAUAUGAAAUCUGUAUCAAGUGCAUUUCAGUCUCUCACAGGGUAUUUUGUAAUCAUUAUUUUUUGCUGGUAUUUUGUUACCAAAAUUUAGCCCAAAUUCAAACAUGAUAGGGGCCACGUUGAUAGUGUACGUAUCAUUCUGGAUUUCCCUGCUAAGAGCGGGUUUUUCUCACUAAAUGAUUUUUUUUUGUUACAUUGAAUUUUGUUUUUACAAAUGUAAAGAUAAUUGUAAAGAUAAUUGGAUGUUAUUCAUAAAGUUUUGUAAACGAAAUUAUUUCA